AGUCUGAUCUGCCAGCCACUGAGCAACUCCACUGGAGCAGUUGGGGUUAAGGGCCUUGCUCAAGGGCACCUUGGCACCUCAGUGGUGGUAAUGAGGGAGGGGCAAGCACUGCUUCCUCACUUUCCCCACCCACAUACCCUUGAUUAUCAUUCAUGUGAGCCACCAGUAUGUUAAUCACUUGUCUUCUUGUAGCAUCUGUUAGAGUUUCUGUUUUUUAGUACUCCUGUAGUACUUCACCAUCGAACUUGCCUCUUAGCACAGCUUCAAUCAACUAUUAAAAAGCAUAAACAUGAGAAUGCAAAACAUGGUGAUAAACAGCUUUUCUAGAGACUCAGAGGGAAGAAAGAAAAGGAAUCCAAAGGUGUCCAAACCUUGAACCAGAUGGGAAGCAGUUAAAGAGCAUACUGGAUUUUAAUUCCCUCAGAAAAGAACACGUUGAUUCAGGUAGGAGAGAGCAGAGGCAGACUGGAAACGCAAUCAUCUCCUCCUUCUCUCUUUAUCAUUCAUCUGAUGAAACACAUGGAACUUUACAAUCUAUUAUUCUGAAUUUGCUGCAUUCCUCUGGCAAAGACAACAGCCUUACAGUGUAACAUCUACAUUCUGAAAAUGAGUUGUACAAGAGUUCUCCAUGCUUUUGGUAGUCACUCCCAGCCCGCUGUGAUGCCUCUUGAUCUUACCAUGUGUCUGACCCUCAGCCGACGCCAGCCUCUUUAUCAACUGCUGUCCAUGUCUCCUCUGACACCCACACAGCAUUGCUAUCAGCCAACUGACUGUUCACCGAGGACUGGCUUUCACUCUUCACAUUCCUCCUCCUCUUCCUCUUCAUCCUCAUCGCUGCCCUUCUCCCCCAUGCCCUCAGAGCCUCGGAGCUGCUUCCGCAGGGACAGCAGCGGUCUGCACAAGAAGCGUGUGGUGUUUGCAGACGCCAAGGGAUUGGCUCUCACUGCUGUGCGUCUUUUCAACUCUGAGCCCUCUUCCCGCACUUCCACUCUGCUGAUGAAACCCUCCCCAGCCAAACUGCAAGACCAACAAUUGACCUCAAAUAAACUGCAACGCUACAAGUUGCGACUGGGUUUCCCUCAGCCGACGCUGGACUUUAAAGCCUUCCUUGCACGCCUGCAAGAGAUGCGUGUACAGUUGGAAAGCUGCAACAUUUCAGAGCAGUCCUUGAGUGGCAAAGUGUGUGUUUCCCAUGCCAGUAUUGAAAAGGUUGUGCAUAUCAGGGUGACCUUCGACUCUUGGCGGAGCUAUCAUGACAUUCCCUGCACGUUUUUGCAGCAGCAGCGCUGUUGGAGUUCUGAAAUGGAAAUUUUUGCCUUUGACAUAAUCUUACCCAAGAACAUAGAUCCAAAGGAGCGAAUAGAGUUUUGUGUGUCAUUCAGGCCUGGACCUGGCACCACACCACACUGGGACAACAACAGAGGGCAGAAUUACAGGGUGUGCAUGGCAAAGGAUGGAUCGAAUGCUAACCAAGGCGACACCAACCGCUAUAAUCCCACUCUUUCAAAACACCGACCCCCAUCUUGGCCUUCACACGGGGCCCUUGGUAUUCAGAACGACGCUGAUCUACAGUAUCCUCCGAGGAGUUUCUCAAAGAGGGUCAAAGCAGAGUGUAAAACCCUGUGUUCAACUAAAUAGACCAUGAGAAAUUAGCCCAUACCUUGUCAACAGAACUAUGGGGAUUUGUAAAUAUUGUGACUAUCUUAAUUAACACAUACUCAAGAGAGAGUAAGACCUUUUAUGGAUGUAUAAACUUUCUGAAAUCUCAAGUGUUGGGAUAAUCUGUAGCCUACCAGUUUGCCCACCUGAGCUCAACUACCCUGCUGUAAUGUGAAUAAUACAU
This is a messenger RNA of Thunnus maccoyii (southern bluefin tuna), 1843 nucleotides long. RefSeq names its product protein phosphatase 1 regulatory subunit 3C2, duplicate a (gene ppp1r3c2a). Gene Ontology annotation, cellular component: protein phosphatase type 1 complex. Bases 607 to 1638 code for a protein of 343 amino acids. The transcript has 5 exons. Gene Ontology annotation, biological process: regulation of glycogen biosynthetic process. The record is from RefSeq and is a predicted model, not a curated record. Gene Ontology annotation, molecular function: glycogen binding; protein phosphatase 1 binding. NCBI's taxonomy places the organism in Eukaryota, Metazoa, Chordata, Actinopteri, Scombriformes, Scombridae.